UGGAAGGCUGAUGCAUGGCUAACACACAAGUGGAAAGAUGAGAAGAAAGGUCUUCGGAGAUGUAAGGUCAGCUUCAAAGGACUCAUAAGAGCAGUGUUUUUUUCUCAAAUGCUCAUCAAAGCAGUCAUGGCCAAGAGGGUGCGCUGCACUGUUCUCUAUGCCACAGAAACAGGGAAGUCACUGACCUUUGCCAAAAAACUGAACACCAUGCUCAACCGUGCCUUCGACUCCAGGCUGGUCUGCAUGGAGGACUAUGAUUUCAGUGAGCUUGAGACAGAGAGCCUUCUGAUGGUGGUCACCAGUACUUUCGGCAAUGGGGAAAGCCCAGGAAAUGGAGUG
Molecule: messenger RNA, 339 nt
Organism: Sinocyclocheilus anshuiensis
Lineage: Eukaryota; Metazoa; Chordata; Actinopteri; Cypriniformes; Cyprinidae
Product: nitric oxide synthase, inducible-like
Exons: 3
Molecular function (GO): FMN binding
Source: RefSeq, a predicted model, not a curated record